Molecule: messenger RNA, 1365 nt
Organism: Zygotorulaspora mrakii
Lineage: Eukaryota; Fungi; Ascomycota; Saccharomycetes; Saccharomycetales; Saccharomycetaceae
Exons: 1
Coding region: 1-1365 (454 amino acids)
Biological process (GO): riboflavin biosynthetic process
Molecular function (GO): GTP cyclohydrolase II activity
Source: RefSeq, a predicted model, not a curated record
AUGUAUCCCGUUGAUAUCGAGACUAUGCCAAGCUCAUGUGGCCAUAACCACGGUCACCACGAAGCUCCUGUUGCAGCUUCGGAACCGGUCAAGCAAGUAUCCCUAAGCAAGUCCUCUCCGCUUGAUACUAUCACAUUGACUACUUACCCAGAGGACUCUACUCCGAUCGCACUGUCGUGGGGUGAAAGCUCACCAGAAGAGAGAGGUCCAAUUGUCGCUUCAAGAGAUAGAGAGGGUUUAGUUAAACACAACGCCAUUGGUGCUCACUCUGGCUCUUACUGUGUUUACCAUGCUCUGGCAAUCGGUUCCAAGCAGUUGAAGAAGGACCAUGUCGCAGACUAUACAAACGCUCAACCUGCAUUUUCUGUCCCUGAACAAAAAACCUGGUAUAACAAGGAAGACAUCAUUGCAAUGGACCCAUUUGGCCACUUAACUCCUGUGCUAUAUGACGAAGUCUCGAAGAGUGAGAAUGUUGAAGUCAGGCCAACCAUUGCUAUCACUAAGGCUCACAUGCAACUGUUCGAACUAAAAGACGCUGUUGAACAAGGCAGAUUGAAAGUUGAUGGGAAAGUCGUCAUUAAUAAGAAUGGUGAUUUGAAUGUGUCUAAGAUUGCAGUUGAGCCAGUUUGGUAUUUGCCAGGUGUUGCGAAGAGAUUUGGCAUCACCGAAGAUGAAUUAAGAACAAGUUUGUUUGAAGACACCAAUGGUAUGUACCCAGAAUUGGUUACGAGACCUGAUAUCAAGGUUUUCUUGCCACCAAUCGGCGGUUUAACGGUGUACAUUUUUGGUGAUCCAAAAUUUGUAUCUGAUCCAAGCAAAAAACUGGCGUUGAGAAUUCACGAUGAAUGUAACGGUUCCGAUGUCUUUGGAUCAGAUAUUUGUACCUGUCGUCCAUACUUAACUUUCGGUAUUGAAGAAGCCGUUAAAGAAGCCCAGAAUGGUGGCUCUGGUGUUUGUAUUUACUUCAGAAAGGAGGGUCGUGCAUUAGGUGAAGUCACCAAAUACUUGGUUUACAAUGCUCGUAAGAGAGGUGGUGACACUGCUGCAGAAUACUUCCAUAGAACUGAAUGCAUCGCUGGUGUUAGAGAUAUGAGAUUCCAGCAAUUGAUGCCAGAUAUCUUGAAAUGGUUGGGUAUCACCAAAAUUGACAGAAUGCUAAGUAUGUCCAACAUGAAGCACGAUGCUAUUGUCGAACAAGGUAUUCCAAUUUUGGAAAGAAUUCCACUUCCAGAUGAGCUAAUCCCACCUGACUCUAGAGUUGAAAUUGAUGCAAAGAUCAAUUCUGGAUAUUUCACCAACGGUAAGGUCAUGACCACCGAGGAACUGAAAAAUGUCAGAGGAAGAGAAUGGCACGAUGUUCUCUAG